AUGAGUGCAGUGUUGGUGCUCCUCCCUACAGUGCUGUUUGUGACGCUCACCGGGGCUCAGCGAGCUUGCCCCAAGAACUGCAGAUGUGAUGGCAAAAUUGUGUACUGCGAAUCUCAUGCAUUCAGAGACAUCCCUCAGAACAUUUCCGGAGGGUCUCAAGGCUUAUCGUUGCGGUACAACAGCAUCCAGAAGCUUAAGCCAAAUCAGUUUGCAGGCCUUCACCAACUCAUAUGGCUAUACCUUGACCAUAAUUACAUCAGUUCUGUAGAUGAGGAUGCCUUCCAGGGCAUCCGUAGGCUGAAGGAAUUAAUUCUGAGCUCCAACAAAAUUACCCACCUGCAAAACAAAACAUUUCACCCAGUCCCCAACCUCCGCAAUCUGGACUUGUCAUACAACAAGCUGCAGGCACUGCAGUCUGAGCAGUUUAAAGGUCUCCGCAAGCUCUUGAUCUUGCACUUACGUUCAAACUCAUUGAAAACCGUUCCAAUUCGAGUUUUCCAAGAUUGUCGCAAUCUCGAUUUUCUGGAUUUGGGCUACAAUCGCCUACGGAGUUUAUCCCGCAAUGCUUUUGCUGGCCUCUUGAAGCUAACGGAGCUCCACUUGGAGCACAACCAGUUUUCUAAGAUCAACUUUGCUCACUUUCCACGUCUCUUCAACCUCCGCUCAAUCUACUUGCAAUGGAAUAGGAUCAGAUCCAUCAGCCAAGGUUUAACGUGGACUUGGAGUUCCUUACACAACUUGGAUUUAUCAGGGAAUGACAUUGCAGGGAUUGAACCUGGGACGUUCCAGUGCCUGCCCAACUUGCAGAAACUCAACCUGGAUUCCAACAAACUCACCAACAUCUCUCAGGAGACUGUCAAUGCCUGGAUUUCUUUAAUAUCCAUCACUCUCUCUGGAAAUAUGUGGGAAUGUACUCGGAGCAUUUGCCCUCUAUUUAAUUGGCUUAAAAGCUUCAAAGGAAACAAGGAAAGUACCAUGAUUUGUGCAGGCCCAAAGCAUAUCCAGGGUGAGAAAGUGAGUGAUGCUGUAGAAACCUACAACAUUUGUGCUGAAAUUCCAGUCGUGGUGACUGAAAAGCCCUACCAGGCUCCUAAAACUCAGCAGAGGCCCAUUUUUGUUCCAAAGCCUACUCUUCCCAAACUGGAAGACUAUCAGCCAACCUCUUUUACAGCAAAUCCUUCUCCAGAUUUCCCAACAUCUGGACCAGAGCCAGAGUAUGAGCAUGUUUCCUUUCACAAGAUUAUUGCUGGAAGUGUGGCCCUCUUUCUAUCGGUGGCUAUGAUUUUGUUGGUCAUCUACGUCUCAUGGAAGCGCUACCCAGCCAGCAUGAAACAGCUCCAACAACACUCUCUUAUGAAGAGGCGCCGGAAAAAAGCUCGAGAGUCUGAAAGGCAAAUGAACUCCCCUUUACAGGAGUAUUAUGUGGACUACAAGCCGACAAAUUCCGAGACCAUGGAUGUAUCGGUUAAUGGAUCUGGACCCUGCACGUAUACCAUUUCUGGCUCCAGGGAAUGUGAGGUAUGA
Podarcis lilfordi (Lilford's wall lizard) is the source of this 1524-nucleotide messenger RNA. The record is from the annotation of a GenBank genome assembly. Lineage: Eukaryota; Metazoa; Chordata; Lepidosauria; Squamata; Lacertidae.